AUGCUUCGAAAUGCUGUACAAACGACUCAAAAGCUCAGAAACAGUUUUGAAGAUAUUUUAAAAAAUGCGAAUGAAUUAUGUUUAAAAUGGGGAAUAUCUACUUCAUUUUUUAAUAAACGAAACAUUUUUGCAAAGAAACAUUAUGAUGAGUUAGAUGGUGACUAUCGACUAAAUGUCACAGAAGAAAACUUUAAAGUGAAUAUUUUUUUGCCAACAAUUGGUACAGUAUUAUCACAACUUAUUUCACGGUUUGAAGGUACUCAUGAUGUUGCUGAUUCAUUUGGAUUUUUAACUCCAACCACUCUUUUAAAACUUAACGAUAGCGAUAUAAUAAAAUCUUCAUAUGAUUUUGUAUUGAAGUAUGAAAAUGAUAUUACAUCGGAUUUCGCACGUCAACUUAUUGCAUUGAAAACAGUAAUUAUCAAUAGUGAGAUAAAGACUAUAAAAGAUUUAGCACAAUUUAUCAUAAGUAAUAGUUUGCCUAGCAGUUUUCCUGAUAUUUUGAGUGCUUGUAUCAUAUUUAUGUGUAUACCAGUUACAGUGGCAUCCGCCGAACGCUCCUUCUCAAAGCUCAAAUUGAUAAAAAACUACUUGAGAAACACCUGCAAUCAAGAUCGCCUAAGCAGUUUAGCAGUAUUAAACAUAGAGCGAGAGCAAACAAUUAAUAUCGCCAUCGAAAAAAUUAUCAACAAUUUUGCAAAUGCCAAGUCAAGACGGAAAAAUUUCUUGAUAUAA
Messenger RNA from Metopolophium dirhodum (rose-grain aphid), 735 nucleotides. RefSeq lists its product as uncharacterized. The record is from RefSeq and is a predicted model, not a curated record. The coding region runs from base 1 to 735 and encodes 244 amino acids. Gene Ontology annotation, molecular function: protein dimerization activity. The transcript has a single exon. NCBI's taxonomy places the organism in Eukaryota, Metazoa, Arthropoda, Insecta, Hemiptera, Aphididae.